This is a messenger RNA of Dentiscutata erythropus, 126 nucleotides long. The record is from the annotation of a GenBank genome assembly. Lineage: Eukaryota; Fungi; Glomeromycota; Glomeromycetes; Diversisporales; Gigasporaceae.
AAUUUAUUGCCAAUACAAAUUGUACGCCAAUAUGUUCUUAGUGGUGAUAGUAUUCCAUGCCUUGAUCUUGAUGCCCUAACCUUAAAGCAACACGCACAAGUUGAUAUUUUCUUGGACAGCAAUGUU